Molecule: messenger RNA, 1242 nt
Organism: Penicillium oxalicum
Lineage: Eukaryota; Fungi; Ascomycota; Eurotiomycetes; Eurotiales; Aspergillaceae
Gene: egl2
Product: putative endoglucanase
Exons: 5
Coding region: 1-1242 (413 amino acids)
Biological process (GO): glucan catabolic process
Cellular component (GO): extracellular region
Molecular function (GO): hydrolase activity, hydrolyzing O-glycosyl compounds; cellulose binding
Source: RefSeq, a predicted model, not a curated record
AUGAGAUACGAUUUGAUUCUUGCCGCCGGCGCCACUCUGGCACUGGCCGUGCCCCAGGGCAUCUCCAAGCGGGCCGGAGGCUUUGUCUGGUUCGGCGCUAGCGAGUCUUGCGGAGAGUUCGGCGAGACUCACCUGCCUGGUGUGCUGGGAACCGACUACACUUGGCCUGAUCAGUCGGCCAUUAAGACACUCUAUGAUGGGGGCAUGAACAUUUUCCGAGUGCCAUUCCGGAUGGAGCGAUUGAUUCCAACCUCAAUGACGGCCAGCCCGGACGCUGCUUACCUGCAGGGACUCAAGAGCACUGUCAACUACAUCACCUCCAUUGGCGCGCAUGCCAUCAUUGACCCUCACAACUAUGGCCGAUACUACGGCAACAUCAUCACCUCGACCAGUGACUUCAAAGCAUUCUGGACGACCGUGGCCAAAGAGUUUGCCUCGAACGACAAAGUCAUCUUUGACACCAACAAUGAGUUCAACACCGAAGACCAAUCUGUCGUCUACGACAUGAACCAAGCCGCCAUCGACGCCAUCCGCGCUGCCGGUGCGACCUCGCAAUACAUCUUCGUUGAAGGAAACUCGUGGACUGGUGCCUGGACCUGGGUUUCCGUUAACUCAGGGCUCGGCAACCUGACCGACCCUCAGAACAAGAUCGUCUACGAGAUGCACCAGUACCUUGACUCGGACGGCUCCGGCACCUCUGGCACCUGCGCCAGCUCCACCAUCGGCAAGGAGCGCGUUCAGUCCGCUACUCAAUGGCUCAAGGACAACAACAAGCUUGGAUUCUUGGGUGAGUUCGCGGGUGGCGCCAACUCUGUCUGCCAGACUGCCAUCACCGGAAUGUUGGACUACAUGCAGGAUAACAGUGACGUCUGGCUGGGCGCCUCGUGGUGGGCGGCCGGACCGUGGUGGGGCAACUAUUUCGCCUCGAUGGAGCCCCCUUCAGGAGCAGGAUACGCAUACUACUUUAAGAUCUUGUCGGCGUACUUCCCAUCUUCGAGCUCGGGCGGUGGCUCGGGAGGUUCGACCACGGCGACCACCACCGCUGCUCAGACCACGACCACCAAGGCACCCGUGACGACCACCAAGACCACCACUACAGCCGCACCGGCCACGACGACCGCUGGCGGUGCGACAGCCGGACACUGGGCGCAGUGCGGUGGCGUUGGCUACUCGGGACCCACGGCGUGUGCGAGCCCGUACACCUGCAAGAAGCAGAACGACUACUACUCGCAGUGUCUGUAA